AUGUCCCCAAAUAGAUGGGAACUCCCGCGACGCAGCUUCCCCCCAACCCGCCCCGGCUACCUGACAUGGCGGACCAAGCACAAAUCCCAAGCCGCGCUCGGCGUCUCGGCGCUCCUGUCAUCCACGGCCUUUCCACCGACCCCGAAACCCAAGGUCCUCGAGGAUGUCGCCUGUCUGGUGUUCCUCGACGACCAACUUGACGACUUUGAGGCCAAGUCAGACAUGGACGAGGACAAGGCGGUGGGUAUUUUGAGAAAGAAAUGGGGCAGGAUGACAGACGACGGGAAGAAGCUGGCGUCGGGCAUGGACCUGAGUGAGAGGGCCAGGGUGCUGAUAGCCAAAGCGCUCGAGGCCUCGUAG
This is a messenger RNA of Metarhizium album ARSEF 1941, 360 nucleotides long. Its product is annotated as glutamyl-tRNA synthetase. The record is from RefSeq and is a predicted model, not a curated record. The coding region runs from base 1 to 360 and encodes 119 amino acids. Lineage: Eukaryota; Fungi; Ascomycota; Sordariomycetes; Hypocreales; Clavicipitaceae. The transcript has a single exon.